AGAGGGGAAUUCGACUCCCUGAUCAUGCUGGACGGCGACACGCUGGACGUCUAUGCUGGCAAGAUCAGCGGGAUGAAGGCAAGCUUCGCGAGCAUCGGAUCGACGCUCGAUGACGCAGCGUUGGUCAAGAAGCUGCUCGACACUGUGCCCGACCUGUUGUAUCCGGCGGUGGCCGGCAUCGAGCAGUUUUGCGACGUGGCGUCCAUGCUGUUCGAGGAGGCGCUCGGGCGGCUCAAGGCGUUCGACGAGCGAUCGCGGCGGCGAGCUCAGCUGACGGGCAGACAGGCGACGUCCGGUGGUCAAGGCGGCGAACGGCUUCUGCUCACGGAGGAGGAAUGGCGGGCGCGGCGCAAGGCGAAGUCCGGCAUUGGAAAAUGCUUCAACUGCGGCGUCCGUGGCCACUUCGCGCGCGACUGCCGCAAGCCAAAGAAGGAGGUCGUCAUGGCGGCCACGGCGGAUGUCGGCGAGGAGUCGACCGAAGCAGCUCUCCUCUGA
Molecule: messenger RNA, 495 nt
Organism: Panicum virgatum (switchgrass)
Lineage: Eukaryota; Viridiplantae; Streptophyta; Magnoliopsida; Poales; Poaceae
Exons: 1
Coding region: 25-495 (156 amino acids)
Molecular function (GO): zinc ion binding; nucleic acid binding
Source: RefSeq, a predicted model, not a curated record